Molecule: messenger RNA, 2296 nt
Organism: Candoia aspera
Lineage: Eukaryota; Metazoa; Chordata; Lepidosauria; Squamata; Candoiidae
Gene: HS3ST1
Product: heparan sulfate-glucosamine 3-sulfotransferase 1
Exons: 1
Coding region: 2-988 (328 amino acids)
Molecular function (GO): [heparan sulfate]-glucosamine 3-sulfotransferase activity
Source: RefSeq, a predicted model, not a curated record
CAUGGAAUGGUCUCUUCAUGUCCCAUAUGCCAGUAGCAUGAAAGAACGUUUGACCUCUGCCAUGGCAGUGUUUCUCCUAGGAGUGACCUUGCUUGUUGUUCAGCCUCAGGACGUGCCUUCUGGACCAGCCUUCAGCUCCAGGACGGAGGUCACCGCUCAGAAAGAACCUUUUAAAAAAUGUAGUAUAAACAAAACCAUCCAUCCUAAUGGGACUCUUCAGCAGCUUCCACAAGCAAUCAUCAUCGGUGUACGGAAAGGAGGAACAAGAGCCUUGCUGGAAAUGUUAAGCCUUCAUCCGGACGUAGCAGUGGCAGAAAGCGAAGUCCACUUCUUUGACUGGGAAGAGCAUUAUGGGAAUGGAUUGCAAUGGUAUAUGAACCAAAUGCCAUUCUCUUACCCCGGUCAGAUAACAGUGGAGAAAACUCCAGCUUAUUUCACCUCAUCCAAAGUGCCAGAAAGAGUUUACGGAAUGAACAAGUUUAUCAGAUUACUCCUUAUUUUACGAGAUCCUGUCGAAAGAAUGGUGUCAGAUUACACACAGGUUUCUUUUAACCAUGUGCAAAACCAUCUGCCGUAUCCUUCCAUUGAAGAAUUCCUUGUUAAAGAUGGUGAACUCAAUAUGAACUAUAAGGCAAUAAACAAGAGUUUGUAUUACAUUCACAUGCAAAAUUGGUUGAAAUAUUUUCCUCUGGAUAACAUUCAUGUUGUAGAUGGGGAUAAACUGAUCAGAGAUCCCUUCUCAGAAAUAGUAAAAGUAGAAAGAUUUUUAAAGCUGUCCCCUCAGAUAAAUGCUUCAAACUUUUACUUUAACAAAACAAAAGGCUUUUAUUGCCUAAAAGACCGUGGUAGAGAUCGGUGUUUACAUGAGUCAAAAGGAAGAGCACAUCCCAAAAUAGAUUCAUUUUUACUUCAGAAGCUAUAUGGAUAUUUUUAUGAACAUAAUCAGAAAUUCUUUGAGCUUGUUGGCAGAACGUUUGACUGGCACUGAAGACGGUAGUUAUAAAGUGAAGAUUCUGAGAAACCUAGGAUGCCUCAGUGCAUUAAGAGGAAGGAAUUUAAGUAUAAUUUAUUCAUAAAAUCCAUGAAUCACUUGUAGAAUAUUAUGCAUAACUGAUAUAAGCUAAUAGUAAUAUUUUCUAUUUCUUAAAUUAAAAAUAAUUUCUGUAAUGUCUUUUAACAUUAAUAUAUUACUACUGUAUAUGAAAAACAAAAACAAACUAUGAAAGAAAAACUUGUGAUUUUUAUAUAUGUGUGUUUAUGCAAAAUACAUCUCCAAAUCGAAGGCUUAAUAUCAAUGAAAUACAAACCUCAUUUGACUAAGGUAUUGUGGAAAGUUCCAGUUUUAUCAAGUUGGAUUAUCACUGAUAAUAUAAAUUAUACAAUAGUGAUAAAAUAGUAGUACCUUAUUGCCAGAGAUUUUUGAAGAUAUUUAUCAUGAGCCUUUUUGGGUCUACAUCUGCCCUGCAAUUUGGUAGAGAAUUUCUGCACUAUCUUUAUUUUCACCUAGAGCCACUGUGGAGAUGUAUUUCUUUACAAUGUGACAAUGCGAUUGCACUAUUUCUAGCCCACCCCAAUCAACAGGGGCUCUGGGCCGGGUACCACCAAGCCAUGCAAAUUUUUUUUUUAAAAAGUACAGCAUACAAAUUGUUAAAAGGCGCAAAGACCUGUGGAAACAGUCCUGUUUUGGGUAGCUAUGAUGCCUGCUGGACCGCCAGGGGAAAGUGCUCCAAAAAGGGAGCUAGUACUGAGGCGGCCUGUCCCCUGGUCUACAUCCCAUGUGCCUCUUGAAACAUCCAGCCUGUGAUACCUUGCCACGGUCUGCACAGAAAUGGUUCUGGUGAUGUAGAUCUCCAUAAUUAUGUGAAAUUUUUGCCAGGCUGAUUUUAAUCAUCAUUGAAAAAGGAGUUACAAGCAGCUUGAAUCACCUGACUUCUCCUAAGUAAUAAACCUUUACAGUAUUUAUUUUAGAUGACCAGAUGCUGCCUUAUGCUUUAUCUCUAGUUACUGUAUUACUCCCAUUUUCCUGUGUGGAGAUUUAUAAAUGUGCAGCAAAAAUGGGCUCAAGCAUUGCAAUAUCAUCACCGUCUUGACCCAAUGUUAUAUUUGAACUGGCCCUUUUCAUAUAUUACACUGAGAGCUAAUGUUAAUUGAAGGAUAUUAUGGGUCAGGAAAAGUUACCUUUCCUGUUUUGGAAGCCUUUCAAUAUCUCAGGAGUUAGAAAUAUAUUUUGUUUAACGUUUUAAUCUUUUCUGUGUGUGGUGGCAUCUAGCAAUAAAGUUUUUGCAGGUUUUAUUUA